Messenger RNA from Vitrella brassicaformis, 383 nucleotides. Lineage: Eukaryota; Vitrellaceae. The record is from the annotation of a GenBank genome assembly.
AUGGUGUGGGUAUAUGUGUGUGUUCUGAUGUAGAAGGUGUUGGAGUUGGUGAGGAGGAGAGUUUGUCGGCCUCGUCGGCCCCGUUCGGCCUCUUCAUCUAGCGCUUCGCUGCGGCAGUGCUGGUAUGCGGAUGACUCGUCGGCGCUCGGCAAACUUCACGGCAUCCUCGUGUGGUUUCGAGCCCUGCGUCGCAUCGGUCCCUCAUACGGUUAUCACCCAGAGACCGCCAAGUCAUUCCUCGUCGUCAAACCUGAGCUCGAGCAGAUCGCAAGGGAACUCUUCGAGCCCGAGGGGGUGCAGAUCGUCACGGGCAAGAGGUUCCUGGGCGGCUACGUGGGCGAUGAGGGCGAGAGGGCGGCGUUCCUCGGCGAGAAGGUCGAGAG